UAUCAGAAAACUUCGCGUUACAUAAAUCAACAACAAUAAUUAUUGUUAAUAUUAAUAUUGUUAUCGUGAUUAUGACACCCAACUCCCGUGUGAACUGCACGCCCAUGUGUGGUCCUGAUGGUUACGUUACACCAUGAUUACACUUUUGUUUUAGAUUUAGUUUAUCCUUCUUUAAUUUAUAUUAAUUUAUUUUCUUUCCUUUCGUCUGGUAUAUUGUUAUAUUGAUAGUUUUAUUCAUUAUCAAUUCAGGCAAUAGAUCAUCCAACAACCAAUCGUAAAUUAACGAGGGAUAAUACCUAUAAAAUUAUCAAUUAUCUAGUGACGUUUGCGUAAGGGCGUAAGCGUAAGUAGACAACAAGAAAAAUGGAGUUUGCCUUGUGAUGUUAACUCCAGUGCUAGUGUUGUACCAACUCGUGAUUAUCAGUUUCUUGAGGAAGCUAGGAGAAAUAAGGCCAUGAAAGACAAGGAGUAUACUGCCAUAGAUAUUGAAUCCUCCAUGGAGACUCAGCGACUUCUGGAUCAUGAUUCUUUGGCCCAGAAUUAUCAAGAACAUCAAGAGAUGACUAUCCUUCCUAGAUACACUACAAAUGCAACACUACAAAUCUCUGCUACUCCUGUGGAUGUGGAUGAUCCUAUAUCAUUAGAACUCGACAAUGCAGCUGAUAAGAAGCCCUAUGAUCUGGAUACCUUACAAACCAAAGUUCUACAUAGUAAAUACAGCGUGUAUAUACCAACUUAUAGAAGCACUGAGGAGCGGAAAGUCGACGAAAAUGGUAAUGCAUUACAUCAAAAUCCAGCUACAAAAGCCAAGAAAAAGAAGACCCAGACUGAUAAGAAUGUGGUUGUUCUUACUGCCGAAAGAGUCGAAGGCCACCGCAGCGACAUCAUCAACGACGUGGACAAGCUGAUCCAGUACAUCAAGGGCGGCGAUGCGGGCACGGUCGGCAAGGGCGGGCGGUCGUCGAACGUGCACAAGUCGAAGCAGCUGCACAAGCAGCACGCGUCCGAGGACGGGCCGUCCAGCCGCAAGAAGCAGCGGGCGAACUCCACCAAGGGCAAGGAGUCCAGGCCGGAACUGAAGAAGAGCAACUCACUGGGCGAGAUAUCGACCGCCACAUUGGACGAUUUCGCUUUCGUUGGGAGCAGCGGAUCCGAGAAGGACAGCGAAGGUAAAGUCGUGUUGAGGCACAAGUCGCAAGGAGACAGACCCAAGGAACGAAGAUCGUGGGGAAAUGUUGAGCCUCCGCCAUUCCAAAUCCUAUCCAGCAACGCGUCGACCGAGAACCUCGAAACGACCGACAACUGGGUGGUCACUAAGCCCAAGAAGAAGAGCAAGAAGCGCCGCAACAGCGUCAGCAGCGGCCGCCGACCCACCUCCUCCUCCGAAUCCAACGCCAACCGCGCCGAUCGCGUCCCCUCGCCGGACCUGCGCAGUAAGUCGGCGCGAUCCGUGCCGCACAGCGAACGGUCCAACGAUUCUUCGGACGCGGAUUCCGUGCAUUCGCUGCCCAUCGAUGGGCUGAAUGCGCCCAUUUCCUACGCCGAUAUAGCGAAGAACAGCGAGAAAGCCAAAGAGAAGAAAACCACGCCGGAGAAACCGAAGGAGAAAUCGCCGAGUUGGGACAAGAGUGCGGCGGCCGGCGAGAAGCAACAGGUGUCGAACCCGAGAACGCAACUCGACGCGUCUAAAAGUCUACCCCCAGACUUUAACGACGCGAAGAGCUUCCCUGCCAUACCAAUCGACUCCGCCAAGAGUCCUUCCAGUUUUCCCGCCAUACCGGCCGACUCCGUCAAGAGUCCCGCCAGUUUUCCCGCCAUACCGGUCGACUCCGUCAAGAGUCCCGCCAGUUUUCCCGCCAUACCGGUCGACUCCGUCAAGAGUCCCGCCAGUUUUCCCGCCAUCGUUUCCGAGGGCGACUCGGGUAAUCCAAAGAAUUUGUUUCCGGACGUGAACAGCAUCCGGAGCUUUCCCGCCAUCACGAACAAUAGUAAGGGUUGUGUGGUGGAGAAGACGAACGUUAGGAAUGUGAGUGUCAGUGGUAAAUCUAGGAACGUAUCGCCGGGUAAUAAGAGUGGUGGUAAAGCGGCGGAUGGCGAUGUGAAAUUCGGUGGUACGAACAAUGCCGGGGCUGUGAAUAGCAGUAUUCAGAAUGAUUUAACGAUAAUCCACUCGAACGAAAAGGACUCGAUCCAGUUCAAUGCCCAAAUGCUGCCGCCCAACAUCCCCGACGUGCAAACCAUCGAGAAAAUGCACUUCCUGAACUGCCCCCCGCCCCAACAGCAACGUCCUCCCCCUCCAGAUCCGCCCGCGACAACCCCCUUAACCGCCCACGCCGCAGUAUCUUCCUUGCCUGCCCACACCGCGGCAUCUCCUGCGGCCGCCCACACCGCGGCAUCUCCCGUGCCUGCCCAUACCGUCUCGCUGUCGGCGGGCGACCUCGUCGACAGCGAGACGGGCAGCAAUUGUGAUAGUGUUGAACGGACGAUCGAGGACCGACCGCCGCCCGUCGUGAUUUUGAGCGGGCAGGGCAGCAAAGAGGCGACGGUCGGUCUCGUGUUCGGCUUCGACGUGAACGAGCAGCUGCUCAAAGAGGACAUUUGCGAGAAUUUUGUGGCGCGGUACGUAGCGCCGCCGGCGUUCGACAGCUCGGCGCUCAACCACGACAAGAUCGUCAACUUUAUAGGAUCAGCUUGGGAAGCGAUAGUUAACCAAUCAAAUGGUAAAGUACAGUACUACAAGGAGAAACCUUAA
Molecule: messenger RNA, 2752 nt
Organism: Phaedon cochleariae (mustard beetle)
Lineage: Eukaryota; Metazoa; Arthropoda; Insecta; Coleoptera; Chrysomelidae
Source: the annotation of a GenBank genome assembly